AUGACGAGUGUUGCUGUUGCUAUAGCUAUCUCUUCGGACGACAAUGCGACACCCUACGAGGAAGAUAUUCCCGUUGGUGUUGACAGCAAUGAUACUCUCCCUCUUUCACCUCAGCAUCAUUCUGUAUCACAUGCUUCAUCAUCUCCUGCUCCUUGUCUUGCUUCUUCGUCAUCGCUGUCAACACGUCCUUGUCAACAACGUCAGCAUCCGAAUCCUCACACACAACCAGAUCAUCAUCGUCCUCAUCCUCACAAUUUGUCUGAUUCCAAGUCUGAGCCAGCUGCACCUGUCGAUUGCCGCACUGAUCCACUGGACAUCCAGGCUUUGUCUCAUUAUCCACCUGAGGAUAAUUAUCAAUUGAAUUUGCCUCAAUUUCAGCCAUUGAGACAACCUGGAUUCUACCCUCCCGAAGAUUAUCCAACCGACGCCCUCGGCUGCUUCAAACUGUUCUUUACCGAUGAAAUGCUAGAGACUAUCAGAACAAACAGCAACAUCAACGGUGAAGACAAUUGCAAAAAGUCAUUCUGAGGAAAAUCAGGAGGACGCCGAGGGGAGGAGAGAUUUCAUCCAGUGACGCUUGCAGAGAUGAACUCAUUCUUAGGGCUCGUGAUUUACAUGGGAAUUGU
Molecule: messenger RNA, 626 nt
Organism: Corticium candelabrum
Lineage: Eukaryota; Metazoa; Porifera; Homoscleromorpha; Homosclerophorida; Plakinidae
Exons: 4
Coding region: 1-528 (175 amino acids)
Source: RefSeq, a predicted model, not a curated record